UUGAAGCUCUCUCUCUCUCUCUCUCUCUCUCUCUCUCUCUCUCUCUCUCUCUCUCUCUCUCUGUGUCGGCCUGUCUGCCUCUUUCUUUCUCUCAACUUACUGAUUUUGCAUCCACUUGCAGAGAGAAAGACAAGGGACAUCGAGGCAUUUUUGACUGCAGGCGCAUUCGCGCCUGCGUAAAAUCGAUCAAGAUGUUGUUGGAGACAACGGCGACGGGUGAUGGGGAUGGGAAUCUGCUGGAGGUUCGGUUGGUCCGCUCGAAUGGGACGCCGUAUCCGGAAGUGCGAGGGCUAGAUGGUUGCUUUUAUGCUGUUGUGGGUUCGGGCGACACGUUCCGAGUUCAAGUCCGGGCUGUUCGGAUGGAUUUGCCGACAAUGGUGGUCAAGGUGUUCGUGGACGGGAGGACCGUUGGAUACAAAAAAACAUUGUACGGAUCGCACCUUGACUCCUGGUGUAACUUCGAUGGAUUCUGGGAAAACUACUCAAAGAAGAAAGCUUUCGUGUUCAACGCCAGCGGCAUGAGGGGAUGUAAAUCAGUGAUGGGGGAAGCAAUCGGCGAUGGACAGAGAGGAGAGAAGAAGGGAAGAGAGCAGAGACUGAUGCAGCAACAGCAGCAGCAUGAGCGGGAAGGCGGACACAACGAGCACGAAGACGAAGAAGAAGAUGCUGAAGACGAAGUCGGCAAUGAACGAGAAGAAGAAGAAGAAGAAGAAGAAGAAGAAGAAGAAGAAGAAGCACACGAAGGGGAAGAUAAUGACGCCAACGGCGACGAACAUAGAGAAGAGAGAAAACGAGGAGGAGGAGGAGGAGAAGAAGGGCACGAAGUUGAAGGUCAUCAAGACGGCCAAGAACACAGAGAAGAGAGCAAAGGAGAAGGAGGAGCACAGGGAUGUGGCGGAUCACACAAGUCAGCUGAUGACCCAACGCUGGUGAGCGCUGGCACUGUGACUGUCUGCUUCUUUCAGUCAGAGAUCUUUGAGUGUCCCGGAGAAGGAUGUGAGAAUUGCUCCUUUCUUGGAUUCUCUGGACGCGACGUUGGCGGACCAUCGAGGGUUGACGUCAACAACCGCAAGCGGACGGCGGCGAAGGGAGCGAAGGACAAGAGCGAGAGCGGGAGGAGUGGCCCCGGUGGGGACACCGGCGGGGAAGGAAGUGCGAUCCCGUCCUGGGGGAGAGUGUCCGGAGGGAGAACGUUGACCAAAUGCCGCUCGGUCAAACCUGCUACUCAUUCUAGGAAGAUGUCGAACGUGCCGUUGCUAGCCGUCGCCAUCAGGUGCGAGACGGCAGGAGCGUUACUUGAGCAAGGGGCGCUGAAUCCGAGCAAUCCGAACCAUGAACGGAUUCUGGCUGCCAGCAAGCUGCGAGCAUGCCCUAUUCCAGAGUACUCAACUGCAGUAAUUGUGCAGCAGAUGAAGCCUGGCACCCCCUCAAUCUCCGAUGAAGUAAGGGGAGGUCGAUCCUGGACGGACGAGAAGACAGUCGGUGCAGCAACGUCUUCUUCUCCUUCUCUUCCACCAUGCUCAUCUCCUCCUCCCCCUUCUCUUCCUCCCCCCCCUCCUGUUCCUCACAUUCCUCCUCGUCUUCCAUGUGCCGACAACCGUCAGCCGCCCAAACCUCGCAGUCCACCACUGGAAAAUCUUCCGCACUUUGAGCGCAUACAGUGCGGCAAUCCGACCAAGAUCCGCUCUUCAUCAGGCAGCCAUCUCGUCGGAGUCAGAAAGAGAAACCUUACGGCAUCAACGACCUGUCGUCCUUGCGAAGGAGCAGCUUACCCUCGUCGGGUUCUUGUGGGUACUCACAUUCGAUCUACGCGUAAUCACCGUACGAAUCCAGCAUCCUCUCCUCCUCCUCCUCCUCCUUCUCCUCCUCCUCCCCCUCCUCCCCCUGCGCCACUCCCACCUCGCCCUCCAAGAUCUCGAGUGGACAAGUCCGCAGGAUGUCGAUUUGAUUCCUACCGGUCAUUUGCGGCCUCCCAGUCUGGCGUUCUGCAAUCAAAUGCGGCUAUGGAAACGCGUGUGACGUGUACACUUCGCGCUGAGGUGACCGGAGGUGAGCGGGAGAAUCGCUCCGCCGCGAUGUGCACUUGCACCCGGUUGGAUGCAGCUGGACAAGAGAUUGCUGGGUCGUCGUCGGUCCCACGUCAUCAGCACAUCGCCAGGUCACGCCCAUCUUCCAAGCUUCCUCCUCUUCCUUUACUAUUUGACCCUGUGUCUGGAGGCAGCUUGAAGAGACGAUGGGAGGUACCGACGGAGGGCGAGGAAGAAGGCCGCGAAGUUCGGAGAGAAGCAGGAGGAGUGACAGGCAGGGGAAUCCUGGACAACCUACUCCCCACCCCCCUCUUUUCCUCGUCGUCGUCUUCCUCCUCCUCCUCCUCUUCUUCUUCCUUUGAAUCUUUGAUCAGCUCCUUGUCUACUUCUGCGCCCUCCAUCGCUGGCGGUGGUAAGAAAGCUAAGUUAGGAAAUGACAACAGGAUGACGAGAUUCGUCUCUCUGCCUGAAGACAAGUGUUGGGCGAGUGGCGGGAGAUGGCAAAAGGAGAAGAGGAGACGAAUCAAACCCGCAGACUUGUUGAAUGUCCCUUCUCUCCCUCCUCCUCCUCCUUUUCCUCUUCUUUCCUCGUCCCCUGCUCGUCAACCUUCGCCUCCUCCUCCUCCUCCUCCUCCUCUUCCUCUGCUUUCUUCCUGUCGUGCUCAUCAAUCCCUGCCGCCUCUUUCUCCUCCUCCUCCUCCUCCUCUUCCUCUUCUUUGUUCGGCUCCUGUUCGUCAACACUCGCCUCCUCUUUCCCCUCUUCCUCCUCCUCCUCCUAGUGUGCAGCAAGAGAAAAUUCUAGCCCAUUCACAUGUAGAUAGGAUUCCCGCCCCAACCUUCACUUGCCCGACGAAAAGCGCACUGCGCCGUGAACCCAUGGACAGGUCGGCGACGACGACGACGACAAGUCUCAAUCCGGUCUGCGAUGCGCUGCGGUGUCCUCCUUUCCCGCAAUCGGAUCCGUCGGCGUUGGCAAGACCGGAUCCGGGCUCCGAUAAGCCUGAAUCAACUUGCUAUCCCUGUCUCGACCCUUAUCCUCAAGCUUAUCAAACUCGUCAUCCGCCGCCUCCUCCUCAUGCUCCUCCCUCUCGCCCUCCUCGUGCGCCUCUUGAACGACAGCAGCAUCACGAGCGUCGGCGGGAAGGCCAGCCAACAAGGCCGUCACAGCAGCCAAUAGCUUUACGAGCAGGAGAGGAGCGAGACGCCGAGGUAAUUGAACAGAAGGCGCGUCUUCGGCGACCAUGGGUUGGACAAGUGCAGGUGUCGGCUGAGCAGAUGUGGCCAUGGCCAAGCGAAGAUAACCGGGAUGGAGCGAUCGGUCUUCGUCUUCGAUCUGAUGAGUCAGCUGUGGUCGAGACAUCCCCAGAGGAAAUGCUUGUGGAUAUCGAGCCUUCUCUGAACACGCAGGAAAUGGCGGGAAAUGUCAUCAUGGGGUCCUCCUCCUGCAGCCGAAGCCCCGCGCCCACAUCAACGACGAGGGACCUUCAAGAUUCCCACAGGUGGGUCCGGGAGGUCCAAGAUUCCCGGAACUGGGUCCAGCACGAGGAGCUAAAAAUAGCAGCAACGAACUGGUCGCAUAACAAGAGGAAUCUGGGUCCGGAACCCGAUUGGCAAUUGCACGGGGACGAGAGGGAGCCGUUCUUGGGGAGGCAGACUUCAAGCUGCACGGCUAUGGCGGCCGAACCGGCACUCUUUACGGAAGGACGGGGAGGGCAGCUGCCCGGCGAGGAGGAGAAGAUGCACGAGGACCGGGACAUGCAAAUUGUCAAGGAGUUCCCCCCUCCGAAUGUGGAGCUUGGGCUUGCUCUAGCUUCGACAGAUCACGUGCCACCGAGAAGCUCGGCACCAACUACUGGUACUAGUCCGUUUAUGCGGGAGCUCCUAAGGGAAGGAGGAGGAAGAGACAUAGUACGCGGGGAGGGGAAAAUGCGCACGCAGGACUUCCUUCUGAACGUUGAACUCACUCUUGCUCCAGGUUCGACAGAUCGCGUACGGCCCGUAAUAGGUUUGAUGCCUGUCAGUCAGCUUACCUCGUCUUCGAAAGCAUUAGCAACGAUGGAGAGGAACGAGAGCAGCAGCGCAGAGACCGGCAUGAACUUGGACCUACAGAUCGGUCUGACUGGUGGCAUGUGCUUGGGCUGACAGCUGGACUAGGAACCGACAUGUGGAUCGAGUGACAGCUGGAAGGUUGAUGGCAAUCAAUCUAGAGAGCAACGCAGAGACCGGGAUGUACAGAUUGUGCUGAUAGCUACCUUAGUAUGUGCUUGGGAUGACAGGUGGAUUGUGCCUGGGCUGACACCAGGCAUGUAGAUCGAGGGACAGCUGGUACGUUGACGGCAGUCGAGAGCAGCACAGAGACGGGGAUGUACUUGGACCUGCAGAUUGCGCUGACGCCUACCGUCUUCCCCCGAACACAACGCACCCUUAUUUUGGCUGUAUCUGGCCAGAAAUAUAGCUUGUAUACAUUCAUUUUUAGGCUGCGUUAUGUUCGGGGGAAGACGGUAGCAUGUGCUUGGGAUGACAGCUGGAUUGUGCCGGGACUGACAACAGGCAGGUAGAUCGAGUGACAGCUGGGACGUUGCACUUGAGAGCAGCACAGAGGCCGGGAUGUACUUGGACCUGCAGAUCGAUCUGGCAGCUGGUGUGUAGGUUAGCUGACGGCGAGGAUGUGCCUUGGGCUGACAGCUGGCAUGUGGAUCGACUGACAGCUGACACCGUUACAUGUCUGUCAGCUGACCGCUGGCAAGUUGAUUGGUUGAUUCCCGGCUGACAGCUGACAUGAAGAUUGUCGGGAAACCUUUUCGGUUUUGGGCGGCCGGAGAAACCCGGGCUUGGUCGUACAAACUGUACAUUGUCAAUGCGCCCAGCGAAAACGAUCGGGGGGUAUUUUUAUUUUAUUUUUUUAAAGCUAUGCUCUUCUCUCAAUUUCACCUCACACCACCUACCUACCCCGACUCCUAAUUAAUUGUAGGCAUACGGGGAGGUUUGGCAGGGGGAACCCCGUAGCAGCCAGAACCGUGUUCACGAGAGAACGUGCGGGGGCUGCUCCCGACCUGCAGGUGGGCGAUCAUCCCAGGUCGGCGCCCAAAACCGAAAAGGUUUCUGCGUCGGCGCUUUCCACCAAGUAUCCCUUACAACUGCCACGCACGUGGGUUGACACAGCUGGAAUGUAGUGGUCAGAUAGGCGAAGCGACCAGAGCUCGGAUUACGUUGUCUUCUCACCCAUCGACGGCGAGGAUUGAGAGCAGCUGUGGCAGGUAAUGAAUUUGCACAGGGUCC
Molecule: messenger RNA, 5306 nt
Organism: Chara braunii
Lineage: Eukaryota; Viridiplantae; Streptophyta; Charophyceae; Charales; Characeae
Source: the annotation of a GenBank genome assembly